Anopheles arabiensis is the source of this 3553-nucleotide messenger RNA. RefSeq names its product protein single-minded-like. NCBI's taxonomy places the organism in Eukaryota, Metazoa, Arthropoda, Insecta, Diptera, Culicidae. Gene Ontology annotation, molecular function: transcription cis-regulatory region binding; nuclear receptor activity; protein dimerization activity. Bases 443 to 2923 code for a protein of 826 amino acids. The transcript is spliced from 10 exons. Gene Ontology annotation, biological process: regulation of transcription by RNA polymerase II. The record is from RefSeq and is a predicted model, not a curated record. Gene Ontology annotation, cellular component: nucleus; aryl hydrocarbon receptor complex.
UCCAGCAUUAUGUGUCUACAUUCGAUAGUGUGCGGUCGAGUUUGCUCGUGAAUUGAAGAAAAACAUCGUAAAACGGUUAAUAACUUAGUGUAGAGUGUUUUUGUUUGAACGAUUGCAGAAGCAAUCUGCUCAUUGCUUAAUGUGGCAAAAUGUGGAAUUAUUAUACAAAGCUAAUCAGUGCCGAUCGCGUAUUUUGAUCAUCAAAUUGAUUUGAGUGAAAUAUUAUGAAUUAAAAUGUUGUCAAUUUACAGUUGUUUUACAGUGCAAUUGUGUAAAUAUCGUAAGAUUGUCGAUUUUAAAGUGCAAAUGUUCAACGAAAUGAAAUAUUAGUCUAAAAAAUGGAAUAAAGUGAAAGCUUGUGCUGUGAAUUUUGAUGAAACAUUUCAAGUAUACAACUAAAGUCGUUAGUGUUUCCGGCCACUAAACCUUGAGAUCCUCAGGAAUGAAAAUGAGUCAGCUGGGAACAGUUUAUGCCACCAAAAGGAGGCGUCGCAAUGGCAAAAGUAUCAAGACUACACCAAAAGAGGGCAUCACGAAAAGCAAUCCUUCCAAAAGACACCGGGAGCGGCUAAACGCAGAGCUAGAUCUUUUGGCUUCGUUACUUCCAUUUGAGCAAAACAUAUUGAGUAAGCUGGACAGAUUAAGCAUUCUUCGGCUGUCGGUGAGCUAUUUGAGGAUUAAAAGCUAUUUUCAAGUGGUGAUGCACAAAGAAAAGGGUGAAAAUGGAUUGAUGCCACACUCCGUUUCAGAGGAAAGCUAUCGGGCGCGAGAUUUUACUUCCUAUGAUCAUAGCUUUAUAGUGGACAGCGACAUGUUUUUGCAGGCACUUAAUGGUUUCAUUAUGAUUCUCACCUGUGAGGGAGAAGUAUUCUUUGCAACACACACCAUAGAAAGCUACCUAGGAUUUCAUCAGUCCGAUAUCAUCCAUCAAUCCGUAUACGAGCUGGUACAUUCUGAAGACCGUGAAGAGCUGCAGAAACAACUGUUGUGGAACUCCUUCCUGCCAGCUGAUCUAUCCGGUAUUCAGCUGUCCGAAGCUUUAGUGCCUGAAAAGGAUAAGCUUUUGGAGCGAAGCUUUACCGUUCGAUUUCGCUGUUUGUUAGACAAUACUUCCGGCUUUCUGCGCUUGGAUAUACGUGGCCGGGUGAAGAUACUACAUGGACAAAAUAAAAAGAAUGAAGAGCCUCCACUUGCUCUGUUUGCAUUUUGUACACCAUUUGGGCCUCCCAGCUUACUAGAGAUUCCACCGAAAGAGAAUAUGUUUAAGUCCAAGCAUAAGCUAGACUUUUCGCUUGUUUCUAUGGAUCACAAAGGGAAAAAUACUCUGGGAUAUUCCGAUUCCGAGCUGGCAAACAUGGGAGGAUACGAUUUGGUGCACUACGAUGACUUAGCUUACGUGGCAAGCGCUCAUCAGGAACGUGAGUAUGAAACGAUUAAUCGACAAGAGCACGCAUUACACUUUAAAACCUUUUACAUUUGGGUUAUUUCAGUACUAAAAACGGGAGCCUCGGGAAUGAUCGCCUAUCGGUAUCAGAAGAAGGAUGGUGCAUGGCAAUGGCUGCAAACAAGCUCUAGGCUGGUGUAUAAAAAUUCCAAGCCUGACUUUGUCAUCUGUACCCAUCGUCAGCUGAUGGAGGAAGAAGGGCGGGAUUUACUCGGCAAACGCACGAUGGAUUUUAAAGUUAGCUAUUUGGAUGCUGGCAUCUCUUCGACCUAUUUCGAGUCGGAACAGUUGAGUAUAGUAAGCUCAAAUAAUAGCAGCGCGCCCAGUUCGCCGACCACAUCUCAGCAACGUGCCAAUCGGCGUUAUAAAACACAGCUGCGCGAUUUUCUCUCCACCUGUCGCCACAAGCGCAAGCUACCGAACCAAUGUGCUGCCGAACAGGUUUCGCCUAGUGUGUCCGUAGUGGAUUACAUUCCUGGUGGACCGCCAGGUACGGCGGCCGCGGCAGCCGCUGUGGCUGCAGCUGCCUAUUCCAACAGCAUUAAUAGUGUGUAUUCGCCUGCAGCACACUUUCCCGGCACUGCGCCAGACAACGUGUAUAUGACCGGGCCGGUUCACUCGUCGAAUUUUUACCCGAUGCCCGAUAAUCUUUUCCACCAGUAUCGGCUGCAAGGUGUAAGUGGCUACUAUCCCGAGUAUCAUACCAGCACUAGUGCAUCCACCUUUGUUCCUACUAACGGGCUUAUUCCGUACGACAGUUAUGGAAUCACUAAAGAGGACACCAUGCGAUGGCAUGAGGGGACAAAGAGCUACGGUCCACCCGGCGAGUCAGGCCAAUCGCACCCGGCCAGUGCCGAAUCGUCGCAACAACCGGAUGCAGCUAGUGGAUGUGCCACAAGCGAAGCACCAUAUCUGGUUAGUGGCUUUGCUGCAGCUGCAGUCGGUACCGAUCCUCGAUCCCCUCAUGUUCCCAAAGGCUCGUGCCACCAGACUGUUAAAAGUAUUUCCCCACACUCAUCCGAGGAGCUGGUCGAUCCUUGCUGUACGGUAGAUGGUAACGCCACACCGACCAAAGAUUCAAUCGAUCGUCACGCACACCAUGGCAGCCAGGCGCAUCAUGGGCCGCACAGCACACAACACCACCAUCCCGGUACCCAUCAUCAAGCCUCCCACCAUAAUGCUCACCACCACCAUCACCAACAUCACCAAGCUGUGCAACAUCAUCAGGAUAUUCAGCAGCUGCAUCCGCACACGCAUCCUCAUUCGCAUCCCACUCAUCGCCAUCGGAACGGUGAUGGGACGGAGGAACACAAAUUGGGCGGCGUAAAAUCACCGGCCGCUUCCUCGUCGCCUAUCCGCCACAACGAGCCGCAGCGCCAGACCGUUCUGAUGUGGGGUGAUGCUCGACACAAGCGAUACACUGAACGGACUGAAUUAUUCGAUGUUACCAAACGCGAUCGACCAAAAUUACAUUGCUGAUCUUCGCCGCGAUACAGCUUGGAGCACUGGUAUGGAUAUUAUGCUGAUCAGACGCUCUAAUCACACCUUGAUCCAGCAAGAUUGGACAUAACAUUCGUACUACGCACACAAUCUACACGAACUAUAUAAACAGUACUAUCAAUAAUAGAUAAUUGAGUGUGCAGGGAUCUACAUAUCAGGUGUCCAGAAACGAAAAAGCACCUCGUAAUAACUGUUUUUCGUGACAUUAUGGAAGAUGGCAAUGGUUUCAUUGGAUGCAACACGCUUAUUAUAAUGACCUCCUGCAGCUGAUAUUUUUACUAUGUUAGUCUUUCAGCAAACGUGUGAAUAUUCCCACUACCAAGAGCAUUUGUGAACAGCUGAUAAUUCAAACAUCUGUUAAAAAUAUAAUAAAAUGUCUCUUAAGAUUGAGACACCUUGACUACUAGCUAGAAGAGUAGAUCAGUCAUAUAAUAAAUAAAUAUUAACUAUAAAGUUUAUUUAGUCUGCGGUAUCAAUAUUCAACUAGCUCGUUGUGAUCAAACGUAACUAUUUAUAAUUAAUCACUAUUGUUCACAUUGAAAUCUUAUGUAAACAUUGAAACAAUUAUUUAAAAUAAAGCUAUUUCCUGUGCUUAAAAUCAAACAAACU